Molecule: messenger RNA, 780 nt
Organism: Aspergillus oryzae RIB40
Lineage: Eukaryota; Fungi; Ascomycota; Eurotiomycetes; Eurotiales; Aspergillaceae
Exons: 1
Coding region: 1-780 (259 amino acids)
Source: RefSeq, a predicted model, not a curated record
AUGUCUACAUCUCCCAAGAACACUCACCAUCCUCAUCCACGUGACAGAAUCGUGCCCUACAGCACUCAUUUGGAUACAUCCUGGCUCAUACAGCUUGUUCUUAGAGAGAAAUAUCUUUGGAUCAGCAGGAUCUCAUUUAUCUCUUCUUUCAGAAGCUUCUUCUUUUUACAUACAUUCGAAAUGGCUCGUGGCAAGAGACCCGCCUCCUCUACCCCCUCUGUACGCACAACCAACCGUAGACGCACCCAACCCACCGACGCUGGACAAGCUAGUUCAAGCUCCACUCCUAUUAUCGAGAAUCAGACUGUUGGCAUGGACCCUGAGCUGCCAGAGGUCAUUAGAUCGGAACCUCAUUUUGGCAAAAGACGGCUCAGCACGCAGCUGGCUCUGAAUCUCCCUCCUCUUCAUAAACUGAGCGACAUCUAUCGUUCCAUCACUGCUCGAGCACUGGAGCUAAACCUUGGAGAGUUUCUUCAGCAUAUUGGAUCAAAGCCUUUGAGGAUCGUAACUGCCUGCUCGGGGACUGAGAGUCCGUUGUUGGCCUUGGAGCUGGUGCAGGACAGUGAGUGUUCCCUUAUUCUUGUCUUCUUCAAUAGUGGUGAGGCUGGUCUGACCGACAUGUUUUCGAUAGAUCUGAGGAAGCACUUCAAUCGAGACUUCAAGUUUCGUCAUCUUUUCAGCGCAGAGAUUGUGCCUUAUAAGCAGCGCUAUAUCGAUAAUAACUUUCAUCCGCGUCUGCUCUUUCGUGAUGUUACUCAACUGAAGGACCGUGUUGCGUAA